Molecule: messenger RNA, 2915 nt
Organism: Anneissia japonica
Lineage: Eukaryota; Metazoa; Echinodermata; Crinoidea; Comatulida; Comatulidae
Product: transmembrane protein 151B-like
Exons: 1
Coding region: 82-1701 (539 amino acids)
Source: RefSeq, a predicted model, not a curated record
CAGCAAACUCCCUCAAAACAUGGAUGCUGUUCGUCAUUGCGACGAGAAACACACUGGAAAUGUUUCAUCUUGACAGCACUGAUGGGUGGGAGCAUUGCUGUCGUCGGCUGGUGCGAGACAAAACUGGUGGACUACGACAUGAUAGACGAAAUUACCGGAAGAUCUUAUAGCAAACGUGGUAGUCCAUGUGAAGAUGGCUACCUUUACAUACCUAUUGCUUUUCUGGUUCUUUUAUACCUUGUAUACUUUGUGGAGUGUUGGUAUUGCGAUGUGCGAAUGGCUUUACAGUACCGCGAGAAAAUCGGAGUUGUAUACGAACGAAUUACUCAAAUGCGUGAAGCGUAUCCCGUUGUGUGGUGGCGGGCUAUUUCCUACCACUACGCCCGCCACACACGUCAUGUAACACGGUAUCGCUAUGGAGAUUCGUACACGAGUACGCAAGAGUAUAUUGAACGGAUUAAUACUCACUCUGCAGCAAGUGCUUUUGAUUUUAGUGACAUUGGCGUGAAGGACGUUUCAAAGAACCUCACUGGUUUGGAAGAGUAUUGCAUGACGCAGGUGGUUUUCUCGAAGACUUUCAUUUUUGCGAACGUACAGGCCGAAAAUGAGUAUCUUUCUCAACGGUUUAGGUUCUUUAAUGACAAUGAUGGCAGAGAUGAAUAUAUGGAGACAAGAGAAGGUUUGAGUUUAACAGAUAUUGAUUUCAGCGACGAAACUGUUUCAUACGCAUAUUCAGAUAAACUUCCUUGGUAUUUUAAUCUUUGUGUUUAUUGGACGCUAUCACUUGUUCUUCUCUCUUGGCCAUAUCGUGUAUUGAUAGAAUAUAAAAUCGCGCAUGUUCAUUACCAAGUAGAAAAGAUCUUUGGAACCAACUUUGCAUUUACCUAUCCGAAUGAUCGGCUACGGCCGGGGAGAAACCGGACUAUACCACGUGACAUCACAGUAAGUAGCGAAAGUAGCAUGGAGCAGACUAUACGAAAUAACAAACACGUGAUUCCAAGCUACUCAGAAGCAUUGCUAAUGGAUGCUGUGAAUGCAGGCCGUGGAGCCACUAGUGCCAAUGGACGAUCACGAUCUAUACGAAAUAUUCGAUCUAGUUCAGCGUAUGCCAUGGGCAAUAAUAACUCUUACGGUAGUACGACUAUGAAUGGGCAGGUCUUCCGCUCCUCGCAAGGACACUUGAGUCUUCAUGACGGUGGAAGUCAGGAUAUGAAUGCGAAUAGGCGUCUCACUAGAGAUAUUUCAUCUUUUAUUUGCAACACUCUCGGGGCUUUCAUGUCAUCUGAAGACGAAAAUAAACGACGGCAUUCGAAAGCUCUGAAAAGAAAGACGUUUUCCGACACUCAAUUAUGUAAGUUAACUGCGCCCGCAGAUGAACUGGAUCGCAGGUCUCUGCGUCAUUCAGUAAGGUCAAAAAGAACCCGUGGUAAUAAGCGAAAUCAACAUCACGAGAGUCUUUCACUGCUUUCACCCGACGGCGCCGGCGACGAGGGCUCGCCGAUAGCGAUCGCACGACCAACUACACUUCCAAUUGGCAGCCAAGAGUUAACAACCGCCAUUCAUGCUUCCCCGCCUCCGUGUUAUGAUGUAGCCAUGAACAUGUUGCAACCAAACGGCGAAUUGCCUUUGCUAGGCGCGUCUGGUGUUACCAAAAAUGAACCCAAGGGCGGUGCUUCAAAUAAUAUUGAAACCACAUUAUGAGCACACGUUUACACUGGUACGGACAAUGCACAUUUAGACACAAAAAUAUAUGUGUUGUAGACUUAGCACUAUUAAGCUCGGCUAAUGUAAACGCAUCACUAUCACAUUGUUAUGCAAUGUAGUUACAAAGUGUUUAAAAGAACAAAAAUAACAAAUUUGGCGAUGCUGAGUGUACAUGUGUUCUAGCACAAUUUACUGUCUAAAAUCAAUGUAAUUGUAAUCUUGUCAAUUCCACGUGGAUACUGAAAUGAAACAACGGAACAAAGUGUUGAUGUACAUUAUUUUAUGUAUAGUUAUUUAUUAAAGACAUUAUGAUCACAGCGACUGAUAAUAUUUUAAGCAAGCACAUAAUACGUGCAUAAACAAAAUUUGUGCUAUUCCGGCAGUACGUCAGGUACAACAAACAGAGGAGGAUCUCGUAGGGGGAACAGGGGCACGUGCUCCCCCCACCCCCACCGUUUUGCCAUUAAAUUUUAAAAUUGUCAAAUGCAAAUCAAUGUUAUGUGCUACUCACAUACAUAUUCUGAGACUGCUGUGCCACCCCUCUCCAAACCCCCUUUGAAAACUUAUGGAUCCGCCCCUGAUAAAGUAAGGAAAAUGGUUUCAAUCGCUACUGGCGCUUUGAUUUACCACGAAGGAUUUUGAAGUUAAUCAAAGUGCCAUCCUGAUUGAAAGCUGUUUUGUGGUAUGACAUUUGCCGUGGAAGAGAAAAGUUCUGGGUUCGUGUCUCGAUUGAGGGUAAUUUGUUUAGUUUUCGCAUCCCUAUUCAGAUUUCUUUUUGAUGUUUCGUUUAUAUGCAUAUACAUACAUAUAAUAUACAUUAUACAUUAUAAUAUAAUAUAUAAUUCAUAAUAUAUAUUAUAAUUAUAUUAUGUGUGUGCGUGUGUGUACUUAUAUAUUCAAUACUUUUACUAGCAAGCCAUAAUGGGAAUUCUAAGAGUACACAAGUUUGGCCUCAUACCAUUCCGAUUGAAAGCUCUUUUGUGAUAUGACAUUAGCCGUUUAUGAGAAAAGUUCUGGCUUAGAGUCUCAAUCGAGGUUAAUUUGUUUAGUUUUCGCAUUCCUAGUCAGAUUGGCUUUUGACGUUUCGUUUAUAUACAUAUACAUACCGGUACAUAUAAUAUACAUGUAAUAUAUAAUAUAAUAUAAUAUACAAUUCAUGAUAUAUAUUAUAAUUGUAUUAUGUGUGUACGUGUGUAUAUGCAAUACUUUAC